Osmia lignaria (orchard mason bee) is the source of this 2765-nucleotide messenger RNA. RefSeq lists its product as uncharacterized. Lineage: Eukaryota; Metazoa; Arthropoda; Insecta; Hymenoptera; Megachilidae. The record is from RefSeq and is a predicted model, not a curated record.
AUUAAAACGGACCGCGUAAUUCAGUUAGCAGACGAAUAUUUCUAUCGGCCAUAUCAGAAAUAGGUAAGAACUAACAGAAGGAUUACGACUGAUUGUCUCGAUGUUUGAAAAUGAACGGAAACGAUAUUUCAAGAUUAUCGUAUAAGGAAUUGCAGGCCUUAGCUCUUAGAUACCGAGUACCAGGUAACAUAAAGAAGAAAUUACUGGUUAAAGUGUUGCAAGCCGCGAAAGGUGGAAAUGAAAACGAAGUUGGCCGACUAUUGCAAGAUCUUAAGCAAACUCGUAAGAAGAAAGUAAGAAAAAUUAAAGUCAGAAAAUUGGGGUUAACCUCCACACCAUUAAACAGUCCAGAUUACGUUAUGGCCGAUGAUUAUUAUUGUCCUCAGCAGCAACCACCUUAUCAAUGGGUUGGAGCAGAAGAGGAAAUUGCAAGUAGAGAUAAUGAUGAUCAUAGAAUUCCACACUAUGAAGAGUUUAAACAAUUUUUGUUAAAGAGAAUACAGAGAGAAUUUCAAACAUAUGAUGCAAAUAAUAAUCAAAUAGAGAAUUCAACUAUAGUGGACUUAAGAACAGUACCUGUUUCAUCUGAUACAUCUAAAGAUCCUUUGAAUGACUCUAAUUAUAUUAAAUCUAAUAUAAUUGCUGUUAACAAUACAGAUUCUUUUGUGUAUCAACCAAAUGAUAAUGUAGAAUAUCAAACACUAGAAGAUACAAAUAACAAUGAGCAAGGAUCUAUACUAUUAAAAAAAAUGUUGCAGGCACCAGUGGGUGCAAAUUUGGGAGAAAUAGCUAGUCCUGUCCUUGGAAGCUACCGGCUUUGGUCAAUGGAGCAAUAUCAGUCUAACAGUUUACUAGAUAAUUCUGAUACAUUAACUGCUGAAUCAGAUAAUCAAGACAAUGAGGAAAAUUUAGAAAGCAAUACAGAAUGUUAUGGACUUCUAAGUGGCACUAAGGGAGAAUACUUUUUAAAUGAGUCAACAUUUGUGAAAAAUGUUGAGGAAAUUGGUCAACAAAUUUCCACUGUUUUAACAAAUGUAAAUGGCAAUGAAUAUAAAUACCCUUCCACAAACAUUGAUAUGCAUCAAGAAUAUGAAAAUUGGACCAUCACUAAUGUCAUGGAGGGAACAGAUAACAGUUGUGUAUCAGAUGUUGAAACAUCAAAAGUAUUUCAACCUAUAUAUUAUGAUAAUAUGGAGUCUGACACUGCAAAUAAACCUGUAAGUGAUGGAAAUUUAACACACCAAUAUAGAGUGACAGAAAACGUACAUCCUUACCAUACAAAUCAAACUUUAUUGGGUCUGAACCCAUCAGAAGAAAAUCAGUAUUAUGACACACAGGUCAUUUCCAGUGUACAAUCUGAUUGUACUAAUACAUAUUAUUUACAAAAUUUAAUCAAAGGUAGUACAGAAACUAAUGUAGAAUAUUUACAAACUACACAUUCAUUUACAAAUGCAAAUAUGGAUCAAGACACAUACACAUCUACUAUUUCUCAAACAUUUUCUACUAAUAACCACUACAAUUCUGAUCUACCGUAUGAAUACUCAAAUUCACAAAAUAAUCAGGCAAGUAUCCCACUAUCUGGACAUUCAGAACAAUGUGAACAAAAUUGUAAUUCCACACAAACUAAAUUCAAUCAUGAAAAAAAUACAUCAGGUACAAUAGAAAAGGCACAAACAAAUGGCAUACUACACCCUUUUUGGCCCAAAAAAAUGUCUAAAAUUUCAACAGAUUCAAUUUUGGAGAAUAUCUUAAAUUUUAUUAAUACCAAACGUAUAGAUUUCUCAAAAUUAGAACAAACAUCUUGUGUAUAUUGUUACAUAGCUCCUAUUGUCACACAUACACCAGUAUCAUCAAAUAUAUCGUGUUCUCAAAAAGAGAAGUUUGUUGCAGAAUAUAGGCAACAUUCCUUUUCUCCAUGUUGGUUACUCUAUAACGAUACUUCGUGCGGAAUGCGCAUGGCUAAUUUACAAUCAAAAUUCGAAGAGACUGUGGUAGAAGACUCGCGAGUUCUUUACACACCAUCAUCAAACAGUAAUUCAGACUUAAAGGACUCAAUUGAGGAAAACGAGGAUUCGAUUACUGACGUAUGGUCACAUAAUUAUGCAAAUUACGAAACGACAACAGAAAAAGAUGCGCAUAUAUGCGAAGAUUUAAACGUUGAAGUUACAGACUGUUUAUUUUCAGUGAUAAAUACUGAACCACUGGUCAAUCAGGUGGACAAUAUUUCUAAGAGCCAAACUCAAUAAAAAGAAAAAUUGAUAUGUAUUAUUGUAUUGAUGGUACAUAGAAUUGAAAAAAAGGAAAUAAUUACACAUUAUUUGUAUAUUUAAUAGAAGGAUUGAAUCUAAUGGGAGAAAUAGUUCAUUAUGUUAUAAUAAUCAUGUAAAUUUAUUUUUUCAAUGUUAAUGAACAUGAAAUGUUGUUGUUAAUUAUGAAGAAAUAGAAAUCGUAAUAAACGCGAAAGGAAAAUGAAAUUUUCAUUUUCUUAACGUUGGUGCUUUUGUUAAUAUUGAGUUUUGUUAAUACAAACUCGUCGAAAAUCAUUCAAAAAUGAUGUAUUUGAUAUAGGUAAAAAUACGUACUGUUACUUUUGUAAAUGGAGGACGAAGAAAUGAACGAAGAGAAGAUCGAUAGCGGUAAAAAUCGCUUUAAAAAGUAACUUAACAUUUGUUUGAAGUACAAUACCAAAUGUUUGUUUCGUUCAUUGCCUUUAUCCUUGAUUAAUAUAUGUAUUAUUAUAUAUUUGAGUAAGAAAUAAAUGAUAA